This is a messenger RNA of Pogonomyrmex barbatus (red harvester ant), 1756 nucleotides long. RefSeq lists its product as uncharacterized. Gene Ontology annotation, cellular component: nucleus. NCBI's taxonomy places the organism in Eukaryota, Metazoa, Arthropoda, Insecta, Hymenoptera, Formicidae. The record is from RefSeq and is a predicted model, not a curated record.
AGUGGCCAUCAACGGUAUCUCAGUUGAGAAAGAUCUGUCAGAUCAGACUAUCAAAAAGGUUAGAGAUCUUUGAGUAGAGGGUGAACGUGCUCUUUUCUGCCUUGCAAAAACUUGAAUUGGAAUUUCACCUGUAUUUUUCCUAUUUUUUCUUCCGUUUUCUUACCUGUACCAUUUUAAUCACUCAACAACAAUUUGUGGAGAACGCGUCCACUAAAUAUUGGCCGUAUUGUCAUUGGAGUGAGACAGGUGCUACUAAACCGAAAGAAAAAAAAGAUUAGACCACAAUUAUGUGAAUGUACACAAGCUGGUGCGAAAUACAUUCCUGAUAAAAAAUGAGCCUCGUAGCGUACGAUAGUAGCGACGAGGGAUCCGAAAACGAAGAUAACGAGCUUGCGGUAGCCGUUGCCGUGAAUGAUGUGAAUAAGGAUGCAACGGAAGCUAUAACUGUGCAAAUAAAUGCAAAAUUGUCGUUACCUGCCCCGAGGAUGAUUUCGCAAAUUACAAACGAUGAAGAGGAAGAUAAUAAUAACGCAGAACCUAACUUCGUACAACUUCUCAGUACACUGCCGAAGCCCAGAGAUCCUAUUUCUAUGGAAAAUAUUGAGGAAGUGGAGGACGAUAUUUUAUUGAAGAAGGAAACUGAAAGUCAAAUCCCAAAGCCAGCAAAGAAACAAACAGUGAAAAUAUCAGUGCCUUCUUUAUUGGAGUUUAAGGAUCUUGAAGAAGAGAAUGAGAAGAAGCCAGCCAGAAUUGUACAACCGUCACAAAAAGGUUGUGGUCUCUUUACUGUCCUGGUACCGCCAAAAGGAGAGACUGCAAGCAGUAAGACACUAAUACCUCAGGUUGUUAAAAAUGCAACGGUGAAAACAAAUAUACAGCAAUCGAAAAUGAUGAGAAAAUCCAGUACAAGUCAGAGUGAUUCUAUAGUAAAGAAACAAACUUCAGAUAAAUCGCAUGAUGAGUUGAGUUCUGAUGAAGAAGAGGCGUCAAUAGAUUUCUUCGGUUUAGCUGUAGAUAAAGAUAUACCAGAUAGUUCCACAACAGGAUUAUUAGACUCCGAAUUGAUUUCGGAUGACAUACAUAAAUCAAGUGUUGAAGAUUCGUUCGUGAGACAGAUAAAAGCCAAUGAUAUGAUACACGAUUCUUCCUCUAGUGUUUUAUCAAGCGGACAGUCAAACAAGAUAUUAAUAAGUAACGUUAUAAAUUUACCUAAGGAAGAAAUUUUACUGAAAAAUAAAGCGGAGGUUGGUCCAAAACUACCUGUUCCUGAACAAGAAUAUAACGUUGACGUGGAGGGCAAUGUUGCCUUCGAUGAGAAAGCAAUUGAAUAUCUUUGUGGAAAACGAGGUAUAAAACGCAAAGAAAUCGCCGAAGCGGAUAUAAUAGAGAUAAAUGGAGAGGAUAUAAAGCCAGAUGAAAGGGAAUGGCUAGUGAAAGCAUUAACAGAAGAGCCUGUACAAAGGCCGGUGUCUAUGCAGAGUUGCGGAGUCAAUUCUCAAUCUAAGAAGAAACAUCAAAUAACUUAUCUGGCGCAUCAAGCCAAAGCCAUGGAACUAGAACUCAAGAAUCAGUGGUCUCAGAAUAGAAUGGCACGGAAACAGACAAAAUCGAAAUAUGGUUUCUAAAAAUAAAUUUGUACAAGAUUUUCUUAACAUCUGCACAUAUGUUUUAUUUUUAAUGUAAAUUAAUGAUAGAAAAUAUGUAUAAAAAAAAUAAAGAUAUCGCGAAUAUAUAUAUGAAAAUAUAUUGAAAUUCA